AUUUUCAUUCAGGUGAGAGAGAGUUGUUGGAGUUUCUCCUCCGUGUGUUUAAAAUUUAAUUUACUCUUUUCAAGAUGCCGAUGACUCGGUAGAGAAUAUGCAUAUCAGAAUACCUGAUUCCAGACCACGAGACUGAUGCGCUUUGUGAAAAUCCAGGGUUUGAGUGGUGUGGUCAGUGGCAUUGCAGCGUGGACUCCAACAUACUGUUGACUGUCCUGAAACAAGAUGGCUGUUCUGGGCUGCUUUUAAACCUCUACAGUCUACUGUCCUGAAACAAGAUGGCUGUUCUGGGCUGCUUUUAAACCUCUACAGUCUACUGUCCUGAAACAAGAUGGCUGUUCUGGGCUGCUUUUAAACCUCUACAGUCUACUGUCCUGAAACAAGAUGGCUGUUCUGGGCUGCUUUUAAACCUCUACAGUCUACUGUCCUGAAACAAGAUGGCUGUUCUGGGCUGCUUUUAAACCUCUACAGUCUACUGUCCUGAAACAAGAUGGCUGUUCUGGGCUGCUUUUAAACCUCUACAGUCUACUGUCCUGAAACAAGAUGGCUGUUCUGGGCUGCUUUCAAACCUCUACAGUCUACUGUCCUGAAACAAGAUGGCUGUUCUGGGCUGCUUUUAAACCUCUACAGUCUACUGUCCUGAAACAAGAUGGCUGUUCUGGGCUGCUUUUAAACCUCUACAGUCUACUGUCCUGAAACAAGAUGGCUGUUCUGGGCUGCUUUUAAACCUCUACAGUCUACUGUCCUGAAACAAGAUGGCUGUUCUGGGCUGCUUUUAAACCUCUACAGUCUACUGUCCUGAAACAAGAUGGCUGUUCUGGGCUGCUUUUAAACCUCUACAGUCUACUGUCCUGAAACAAGAUGGCUGUUCUGGGCUGCUUUUAAACCUCUACAGUCUACUGUCCUGAAACAAGAUGGCUGUUCUGGGCUGCUUUUAAACCUCUACAGUCUACUGUCCUGAAACAAGAUGGCUGUUCUGGGCUGCUUUUAAACCUCUACAGGAUCAGUGUCCUGAAAUCUGGACAGCUGCUGCUCAGUAUGUGACUAGAAAGGCUUUCGAAACGACAGCCAACUUUCCCGGGAGGUCGACCUGUCUUCUAUCGUCAGAAAGCUUACAUGUUUGUUCAUCUAACUGCAGUGUCUGAUUUACAGUAGCGAUUACAGCGGGACAAAAUACCAUGCUAUUGUUUGGGGAUAGCGCACAACAACAAAACACUUAUCAAUGCAACUUGUUUUGAUACAUUCCCCUCUGACAUAUUGGCGACACAACAUGUCAAUUAGCCUAAUGAAGGUAAGCCGUCGUUAGGCACCAAAGAGACCAGCGGUGUUCACUUGAUUGACGGAGUCUUGGUCCAAGGACCACCUAUCAUUUUGAAAGCGGUCUCGCUAGAUAGCUGGGCUUUCCAGCGGAAUGUGAACGCCUUUUGUACUGCGAACAACCAUCAUGCUAGAGCUGUGGGCAACAGUGUUCAUUCUCUGGUGAAAGCAAACAGGACUCACGGUAGUUAAUGAUACUCUGUGGUUUGGUCUCUUCUACAAACUUUUCUCAAAUCUAAAAAAAGAACAUGGCUACGAGUGGAAAAGCUACAUCAAAGUCCAAGUUUACAAAUAAUUUGGAUGAGAACAUUGCGGAAAUUGACUGGGAGAGUGACACAGAACUAAUGGAUGAGGACUCCAUGAGUGAGUCCAGUUUUGAUUCCAGUGAGGAAGAAAUGUUUUUGGAAGGAGAGGAUCCCCUUUUGGAUCAAGGUAGAGACUCCGAUGACCUCUGGGAGCCAUCUCCAAAGAUACCACGUUCAAGUCCAUCCCACACUCAUUCAAACGUAGGCACUGGUUCCUCCGGUCUGACCCCUGCUGCUGUCUCUGGCUCCACCCCCACCCGGCCAUCUAGAGGUGCUAUGAGUCCAGACCAGAAGCGGAGGAGGGCCGGUGUACCAGCGGCAACUACAACCGAGGGAGAGGACCGUUGGCGCACUGUGCUAGAGGAUGAUGUGGAGCCACAUCGACCAAUAUUUCGACCUAAAAGGCAGCCGGGACCUCAGCUGGACAUGACUGGAAAGUACAGCCCCCUUCAUCUUUUCCAGGGGUUUUUCUCCUCGUCAGUUCUUGAUUCGCUGGUGUCGAACACCAACAAGUAUGGGGCUAAGAAGCAAGCAGGCAAGAAAGAGGCCUGGAAGCCCAUUUCCAUCCAAGACCUGUACUGUUAUAUCUCACUGGUCAUUUAUAUGGGGCUUGUGAAGUUGAAAACCCUGAAGGACUACUGGAGAAGCUCAAGACUCUACCAACUGCCUUUCCCCGCAACUAUCAUGUCUUGUAAGAGGUUUCUGACUGUCUCGCGAGCGCUUCAUAUCAGUGACCCACAAGCUGACGACAACAAUGACAGGAAGAAGGGCACAGCAGGCUUUGAUAGGCUCUUCAAAAUGAAACCUCUCUACGCCAGCGUUGUUGAGGCCUGCAAGACCCAUUUUCAGCCUUCCCAGAACCUGUCCAUAGAUGAGAGGAUGGUAGCAUCAAAGGCCAGAAUUGGCAUCAAACAAUAUAUGCCUAACAAGCCAACAAGAUGGGGUUACAAACUGUUUGUUUUGGCAGAUUCUGCGUGUGCCUACACUUGGAAUUUCUUUGUUUAUGAGGGUAGGUCCAUCUCAGCCACCGGUAUGGGACUUGGUUAUGAUUCCGUUAUGAAAUUAUUGGAUUUUCCACUGCUGGGGAAGGGCUACAAACUGUUUGUGGAUAACUUUUACACAAGCCCGACUCUGUUUACAGACCUGAGGAAGCUGAAUGUAUGGUGUUGUGGCACCAUUUGUCCCAACGGAGUGGGUUUUCCCAAAACAAAAGUUAACGACCUGCCUAAGAGGGCUUAUCGGGGGACCAUGCGAUGGAUUCGGAAAGAUGACCUGCUCUUUGUAAAGUGGAUGGAUGCCAGAGAGGUGGUCAUGUGCUCCAGUAUCCACAAAUCGUACAGCGGCGAUCACAUCCGCAGGCGUGUGAAGGACGCUAAUGGGACAUGGACCAAGAAAGAUGUCCCGGUUCCAGCUGCUGUUAAGGAUUACAAUAAGAGCAUGGGAGGUGUGGACCUGUCAGACGCGCUGAUAGGCUACUAUAAUGUUCUCCACAAGACGAUGAAAUGGUACAAGACAUUGUUCUAUCACUUCAUCGACAUUGCUGUGGUGAAUGCAUUCAUCCUCCAGAAGGAAAUGGCUAAGAGCUGUGGAAAGACCCCCAUGACACAGCUAGCCUUCAGAGAGCUGCUCAUCCAGGAGCUUGCUGACUAUGGCACAAAGACCACUCCAGCACCCUCUGUCCGCUCUACCUCUGACCCCUCUACCUCUGUCCCCUCUUCUCCCGCCUCCAGUGAUGUUCACCUGCCAAAAUACAUCAGUGCAGACCUGAAUGUACCUCAGGGCCAAAAGGGCACAGUAGGGAGGCGUCGUUGUACUAUGUGUCACAGGAAAUCUCCCAUCGCCUGCAGUACUUGUGCUGUUACCCUCUGCUUUACGACAGAGAGAAACUGCUAUGGGCCUUGGCAUCAGCAGCUCAAUCUGGUGUAGAGGACUGUGGGUGUUCUAAAUACUCUCGUUGUAAAUAGUUUUUUUUUUUCUCUCUCCCUUUGUUUGUGGUGUGUACACUUCUGACGUUAGAUCAGUGUUGGCUGCUAACUUGGCCGUUUUAUCUUAAAUAGUUCACUUCUGUGUUUUGGGAGGCAUUGGAUCAGCGUUCUCAUUUCGUCUCCUGUUUAGUAACUUUUAUGUAGGGAUGCUAAUGAUCCAUUACGUUUGACAUUCCUGGGAGUGUGUAAACUUUAUUAUGAAAGCAUUUUAGUAUCUUCUCUAUAGGUAUGUACUUUUAAAAUGGCCCAAUUUGGCCACUUGGGUACAUUUGGUAAAACUCGUGAGGGACACCUGGGAAACCUCAAACCAAAUAUUAUGUAGCUUUCUCAUUCUUGAAUGUAACUUUGCACACACAUUGUUACUCUUUUGUGGACAACAAGAAAUGGUUUUCUAUAUUUCUUUCUUUGAUUUGAUCUUUUACUACGGUGUUAUAUUCUCCUGCAUUAUUCUCACCCCUCCACAAACUUCAAAGUGUUUCAUUUCAAAUAAUAUCAAUAAUCAGCAUAUCCUUUCUUCAGGUCCUGAGCUACAGGCAGUUAGAAUUGGGUAUGUUAUUUUAGGUGGAACCAGAGAUGGAUCCUUACCUAUGCAGGUAUGGAUCCAUCCAGUCUAAAUGGAUAUUUUAACUCCAGUCUUUAAUUUGUCCUUAAAGGGGUAGUUCAUUGUGAAGUAUGAUUUCCUUUUUAAAAUAUUUUUUUAUUGGUAUGUAAAAAAACAUUUAUAUACAACCUUUUUUACUUGGCAGGUUUAGCUGUUUUCAGUUUGAUAUUGACACAGCAUUGUUAAUGUUUACUUGUAUAGUUUAGCUGAACGCGACAUGUUUGAGCUCUCCCAACCUUCUGCUGAACGUGAUGAAUAUUCUCUUUGGAAUCUCGUUCGUCUGAACUCCUGUUGAGAAAAGGAAUAGCUGACUUCAGCAGAGGGCUUCGUAACCUGUCAUAAAGGCUACAUAUGUUAUGUCUAAACCCCCCCCCCCCUCUGCCUGCCUGGUAUCUGGUCUCCACCAAGACCUUAUCUUGAAGCUUUUGUCUUAGGUUUCCUCUGUAUGUGGCUGAACAGGGAGCCGUGAUUCCAACUAGAAUGGUGAGUUUUGGUUAAUGAGUACUUUCGGUAAUUGUCACGGGAAAUGAUUCUCUAGUCAUUGUUUCUUAACCAGAUCCUCUGCCUUAGCCACAAGCUAUAACCAGUCUAGUGUUAUAACUCACUGCAAACGAGAGGGAACAGUUGAUGUUUGGUAGUCGUGGUGACUCUGGCUCUUAUUGAUGACACGCGCACCGUCGGCGACAGAACCUGCAAAGGUGGACCCACUGGCGUUGCCAGGGCAACAACGGGACAGCUGGUUGGGGUUACCAACUGUCUGAUGGGACCAGAGACUCACACAAAAUGGCUGUUGGCUUUGCAUUGUUGAUCCAAAAUGGCUGUUGGCUUUGCAUUGUUGAUCCAAAAUGGCCGCCAUUUGGUUUAAUAUCAAGAAGUAUUAAAUGCCAGUAGCAGCACAAAUCACUGGGAUAAAUGGGCCACUCGGGAUGUAGUCAGUUAAUUUAUAUUAUCUUGCGUUACCAUCAAUCGUUUAAGCAGGAUUGAAGUUAGAAUACUGUCUUCCAAAUAACUACAUUCUUGUCUUGAUGUACGGGGCCCUUGUCAACACUUUCCCAUAUUUAGUCUCUCGGGUGAUUGUGCUGGUCUAGGAUCAGUGGUCUUUUGGUUAGUCGUGUUCCCUCCCCAGCUGAUUGGUUACCCCUCUGAUCUAUCAGACAAUAAAGCAGUCUUUAAUGUAGUGCUGUUCAGCAUGUUUAUUUAGACUCCACUCCUCCAGGUCCUGAUGGUGGUACCAGACAAGUCACUUGAAGAUGCCUGUUACUGAACUACCUCAAGGUUUCUGCCCCUCUGGUUGAGGUCCUGGUGUCUGCAGGGUUUGGAAAGAUCUGGUUGGCUGCUGAAGUGUUGCUGUGCUGUUGGAGUGGGAAGCUCUCCUGUUUUACACCUGCAAGCCAAGCCCUCUUGCACCCCUGAUUGGUCAGCAAGGAAGUGAGGCGUCUCGUUGGAACUGAGGGGAAACCAGGCCAAGUCAAUUCAACCCUGUGACUGUUUUGCUGUAUAAAUAAAUCUACAUAUUAAUGCUUGUCCUAUUUUCCUUUCUUGGUGGUAGUAAAUCAGACUUGGUAAAUUUGGACAUUUUGAAUGAACCAUGUGGUGUUCUGAUUUCAAUACUGAACAAUGUGACAUUUCCUGUCAUUUCAAAUCUUUACGUUGUUAUUCUGGGUGGUUCUAAACAUGCACAUGUAACGGUGACUGACGUUUCUUCUCACUGGCUAUAGAAAGUUGACUGACUACAAUUAUUUUAAGGCGUUGAUUUGUUUUUGAAAGGAUGUUAUAGUGUGUAGCAUGUCCAGUCAUGUCGUAGGUGUUUACCACUAUGGGGUAGUUUAGUAGGCUUUUUUCUUUUAAGUAUUGUACUGUUAACCUUGCAUACUGUUUUAAUCCUGGACUUGGGUGUAUUUUUUUUUUUUUGAUGUAAAUUGGCUUUUAGGAGAUAUUUUAGCAAUAAGUCCUGGGGGGGGUGGUAUAUGGCCAAUAUGUCACGGCUAAGGGCUGUUUAUGUAAAAUGUUCAGUGUAAAUUAUUAAAAGUAGUCAUUGUG
Messenger RNA from Oncorhynchus masou masou (cherry salmon), 6248 nucleotides. RefSeq names its product piggyBac transposable element-derived protein 4-like. The record is from RefSeq and is a predicted model, not a curated record. Bases 1566 to 3548 code for a protein of 660 amino acids. Lineage: Eukaryota; Metazoa; Chordata; Actinopteri; Salmoniformes; Salmonidae. The transcript has 8 exons.